Molecule: messenger RNA, 1928 nt
Organism: Heterobasidion irregulare TC 32-1
Lineage: Eukaryota; Fungi; Basidiomycota; Agaricomycetes; Russulales; Bondarzewiaceae
Product: ferric reductase
Exons: 7
Coding region: 77-1849 (590 amino acids)
Biological process (GO): iron ion transport; copper ion import; intracellular iron ion homeostasis
Cellular component (GO): plasma membrane
Molecular function (GO): ferric-chelate reductase activity
Source: RefSeq, a predicted model, not a curated record
GCGACGUCGAAGAGCCCGCUAGCCCGCUCGACUCGCAGAGCCCCCCGCCCCCCUCUCACCUCGCAGGACCAUCAUAAUGUCGGAUUACGGGGCCCCGCCGACGAUUCCCAGCAGCUUGCAGGUGUACAACUCAUACCAGGAGGACCCGAAAUGGCAGAAGAAAUUUACGAUCGUGUGGGCGACGGCGGUGGGGAUCGCCGUGCUCGCCGCGCUCCCGCAGCUUAUCCGGGCGGUGCGCUCGCGGCAGGCUUUUACAGGCCUUUUUGGCGUCUGGGAGGACCUGAGCGGAAGCUGGUACGGGCCUGCGGCGGCGCAGGAGGCGAUACCACCGCGGAGGAGCCGCAAGGUGGCUGCGCUGUUGAGGACGGUGGGGUCUGUGCUGCUGUGGUCGCCCAUGGGUUUCGGCCUUGACCUUGGACAGAUUGUGGUGGUUGUGGGCUACGUCGCGACCGUUCUCGUCUGCAUCACCAUGCAGGCGCCUCUCAUGGACAAUCCCAACCGAGCGGGUUUCCUCGCCAUCGCGCAGCUCCCUGUCGUAUUUUUGUUCGGAACGAAGAACUCGAUCCUGUCUUUGCUGCUCGGUCCGGGGAACGGAUACGAGAAGCUGAACUACGUCCAUCGCUGGGCGGGGCGAGGCGUGUUUCUGGGCGCCGCUAUCCACGGCUCCCUGUGGAUCCGCAAUCAUCUGCAAUACGACCUCCCUAUCCUGGGCCAGCAGAAGGAGACGUCUGGCGUGGCGGCCUUUGCGCUGCUCUGCAUCAUCGUGCUCACGUCGCUGAGGCCCGUCAGGGUAUUUUUUUACCAGUGCUUCUUCAUCGUCCACGUCCUGACCUAUGUCGCCUUCUUCGUGACGUUGUGUUAUCAUACAAUUUAUGCCUCUCCGUGGAUAUACCCUCCGUUGGCCUUCUACGGACUGGACUUGCUCAUGCGCAUGUUCCGUUACCGCAUCAAGGACGCAACGCUAGUACCAGCUGACGACCAGAUGACCCUCAUCCACGUGCGCGACUGCGACGGAGGAUGGAAAGCCGGACAGCACGUCCGCCUCCGCGUCUUCUUCGGCGGGCGCGUCUUCGAGUCGCACCCCCUCACGAUCAUGAACGCCCCCGCCGCGACGUCCUGCACGUCCACACGCACGAUCGCCCUCGGCGCGCGCGUCAAGGGCGACUGGACGCGCGCGCUGAACCGGUACGCUAAGGAGGAGCAGAGCCGCAUCGCCGGCGCGCUGGGCGAGAAGAAGGAGGACGUGGCCGAGAUCCCUGUGCAGGUGAUGCUGGACGGGCCGUACGGGGGCUGCAGCGUCGACUUGGGGAGGUACGAGAGCGUGCUGCUGCUCGCGGGCGGGGCCGGGGCGACGUUCACGCUGAGCUUGCUCGACGACAUCGUCGGGCGGUGCGUGAAGCUCGGGCGCAGAAACGGCGAGCGCACGCGGCGCAUCGAAUUCGCGUGGGCCAUCCGAUCAUUCGGAUGCAUCGAGUGGUUCGCGCCCAUGCUCAUGGAGAUCGCGAGCGCCGCGGCGGGCUCGUCCAUCGACCUACACAUCUCCGUCUUCGUGACCUGCCUCUGCAACCCCGAGGCCGUGCCCCCGAUACCGAACUCGAUGGUGACCGUCGAGAAGCCGUCGAUCCAGACGCUCCUGAAGGAGCUCAUCACACCCCCGGCCGCGCGCGAGGAUGCGGAGUCGAUGAAGGCGGAUCUGCGGUGGGCGGGCGAGGGCGGCGGGGUCGCGGUUUGCGCGAGCGGGCCGGAGAGGAUGACGAGGGAAGCGCAGAACGCGGUGGCGAAGCUAUCCGUGUCACAUGGUAUGCGGAUGGGCGGGAUCGCGCUGCACACGGAGUUGUUUUCUCUGUGAUCAUGAAUGGGUACGAUACUUGUCAAUGUACUAUACGACCACGGUGUACGAAUGGCGAAUGGCGAUUUUUUGCUCGUAA